Psilocybe cubensis is the source of this 1323-nucleotide messenger RNA. RefSeq lists its product as uncharacterized. Gene Ontology annotation, molecular function: dipeptidase activity. Lineage: Eukaryota; Fungi; Basidiomycota; Agaricomycetes; Agaricales; Agrocybaceae. The record is from RefSeq and is a predicted model, not a curated record. The coding region runs from base 1 to 1323 and encodes 440 amino acids. The transcript is spliced from 15 exons.
AUGUGCCAACACCAUUCUGACUCGGACUCUGCGCCCCCGAAAUCCAGUGGGAGAGUAUGGCAUCCCGACGAUAAUACGAAAGGUGCUCCUGUCAGGCCGAAUUCGAGUCCCAUCUAUCGCCCCGACAUAUUAGAAACGAUCGAAGCGAAGAUCGCAGAGAUGGACAAAGAGCUUCGAGAGCUGAGCCUGGAUAUUCACGCCCACCCCGAGCUUGGAUACGAGGAAUACCAUGCACACGAUGUGUACACGGCGUUCAUGGAGAAACAUGGGUUCGAAGUGACGAAACAGUUCCACCUCCCAACAGCCUGGAAGGCGACAUUUUCCCAUGGAACAGGGGGCAGAGUCAUCGGGGUGAACUCUGAGAUGGACGCUCUCAAAGGCAUUGGACAUGCUUGUGGACACAAUUUGAUCGGCAUGUCAGGAGUCGCUGUGGCAUGUGCAAUCAAAGCUGCUCUGGAGAAACACGAUCUAUCUGGUAAAGUGGUUCUAUUAGGCACACCAGCGGAAGAGGGUGGAUCAGGGAAGGUUGUUCUUUUGGAAAAGGGCGCAUAUGAAGGCAUGGAUGCGUGUUUAAUGUGUCACCCUGCUCCGGGGCCUGUAGGAUCCGUCAGUCUCACAAGUUGUUUGGCUCUGCAAAGGAUCACCGUAGAAUACAAGGGACACACAGCACACGCAGCGUUAUCCCCUUGGGAAGGAAAGAAUGCUCUGGACGCUGCGGUAUUAGGCUACAACAACAUCUCUGCCCUCCGCCAGCAACUCAGACCAACACACCGUGUUCAUGGUAUAUUCGAGGGCAAAGAUUGGGCGCCUAACAUCAUCCCCGACUAUGCCAAAUUCAUCUGCUACGUACGCGCUCCCACUCGCGCCGAAAUGCAAGCGACAGUCAAACGAGUCACACCUUGUUUCCAUGCUGCUGCACUCGCCACUGGGUGCGAAGUUACUGUUACGCUCCAGGAAGGGUCAACGUUCGACCUCCGACAAAAUGCUGCCUUGGGUGGAGAGGUUGCGAAUAUUGUUCUGAACAAGUAUGGUGCCAUUGACUACGAAUGGGGUAUCAAAAGUGCUUCGACAGACUUUGGAAAUGUAACCUAUGGUUUGUAUUCAAUGAUGCUCAGUUUUCUCACAAUCCCCACCAUCGUAGACGGUGGAAAUCACACACCUGGCUUUACCAAAUCUGCCGCCACCAUCGAAGCUCAUAAUGCAUGUCUUGAUGUUUCCAAGGCUCUGGCGGCGACUGGCGUCCGCGUCUUGAUCGAUGACGACUUCUUUUCCAAGGUUCAGGCUACUUUUAAGGAAGAUGAAAAGGAACGCGGUCCAUUGUAA